Boleophthalmus pectinirostris (great blue-spotted mudskipper) is the source of this 2910-nucleotide messenger RNA. It is a transcript of the gene msh2, whose product is annotated as mutS homolog 2 (E. coli). Gene Ontology annotation, cellular component: nucleus; MutSalpha complex. Gene Ontology annotation, molecular function: mismatched DNA binding; ATP-dependent DNA damage sensor activity; ATP binding. The record is from RefSeq and is a predicted model, not a curated record. The transcript has 16 exons. The coding region runs from base 26 to 2827 and encodes 933 amino acids. NCBI's taxonomy places the organism in Eukaryota, Metazoa, Chordata, Actinopteri, Gobiiformes, Gobiidae. Gene Ontology annotation, biological process: mitotic recombination; mismatch repair; somatic recombination of immunoglobulin genes involved in immune response.
UUUGGCAGACGCGGGAGAUUGCAGCAUGGCGGUGCAGCCCAAACAGAACCUGUCCAUGGACAGCGCCACCGAAACCGGCUUCCUCAGCUUUUAUUUCUCUAUGCCCGAGAAACCAGACACGACAUUCAGAGUGUUUGACCGUAAUGACUACUACACCGUGCACGGAAAAGACGCCACGUUUGCAGCGAAAGAAGUUUUCAAAACCAAUGGAGUUCUGAAGUAUCUGGGCUCAGGGAACCGCAGGCUGGAGAGUGUGGUGCUGAAUAAACUUAACUUUGAGACUUUUGUGAAAGAUCUGCUGCUGGUGAGGCAGUAUCGAGUGGAGGUUUACAGGAAUCAGAGCAAGAACAGCAAGGAGCAGGACUGGAAACUAGAGUACAAGGCCUCUCCGGGGAAUCUGACCCAGUUUGAGGACAUCUUGUUUGGUGGAGGGUCCGGAGCCGAGGGCUGUGCUGGAGUGGUGGCGGUACGGUAUGCCACAGCCGCAGACGGACAACGUGUGGUGGGCGUGGGUUACGUGGACGCAGCGGAAAGGAUCAUGGGAGUCUGCGAAUUCCCCGACAACGAGAUCUUCUCCAACCUAGAGUCCCUGCUGGUCCAGAUCAGCGCUAAAGAGUGUCUCCUGCCCCAAGGGGAGUGCAGCUCAGAGGGGAGUAAACUCAGAGAGGUGGUGCAGCGUGGUGGGAUCCUGGUGUCUGACCGGAAAAGAGCAGAUUUCAGCAGCAAAGACGUUGUGCAGGAUCUGAACCGACUGCUCAGGGCAAAGAGAGGAGAGACUGUAGCCAGCAACACUCUGCCUGAACUUGACAAACAGGUGGCCAUGUCGUGUCUGGCUGCUGUGGUUCGGUUUUUGGAGCUUCUUUCUGAUGAGUCCAACUUCAAUUCGUUCAGUCUGAAGCCUCUGGAGCUGGGGCAGUACAUGAGACUGGACAACGCCGCGGUCAGAGCCCUCAAUCUGUUCCAGGGCUCUCCAGACGACACCAGUGGCGCUCACUCUUUGGCCGGUCUGUUGAAUAAAUGCAGGACUCCUCAGGGCCAGCGCCUCGUCAACCAGUGGAUCAAACAGCCUCUGAUGGACAAGUCCAAGAUAGAGGAGAGGCUGGACCUGGUGGAGAGUUUCGUGUGCGACUCGGAGCUCAGACAGACUCUUCAGGACGACCUCUUGCGUCGCGUUCCCGAUCUUCACCGUUUGGCCAAAAAGUUCCACCGUCAUUCGGCGACGCUGCAGGACUGUUACCGCGUCUACCAGGCCGUGAGCCAGAUCCCCAACAUCAUCAGUGCUCUCGAGAGAAACUCAGGAGGUUUUCAAGUCCUUCUGGAGGCUGUGUUUCUGACUCCAUUCAGAGAUUUGCAAAACGACUUCGUCAAAUUUCAAGAAAUGGUCGAUACCACUUUGGACAUGAACCAGGUAGAGCAUCACGAGUUCUUGGUGAAGCCUUCGUUUGACCCGGUGCUGAGUGACCUGAGGGAGAAAAUGGACGACCUGGAGCAGAACAUGCAGAGCGUUCUCAACAGCGCCGCCAGAGAGCUCGGUCUUGAAGCUGGUAAAACAGUGAAGCUGGAGUCUAAUGCCAUCCAUGGAUAUUACCUCAGAGUCACGUGUAAAGAGGAGAAAAGUCUGAGAAACAACAAGAAAUUCACAACUCUGGACGUGCAAAAGAACGGAGUGCGCUUCACAAACAGUAAACUGAGCUCCCUGAACGAGGACUACACCAAAAACCGUGAGGAGUACGAGGAAGCGCAGAACGCCAUCGUCAAGGAGAUCAUCAGCAUCGCCUCAGGUUACGUGGACCCUCUCCAGACCCUGAGUGACGUCAUCGCUCAGUUGGACGCCGUGGUCAGUUUCGCCGUGGCCUCGGUCUCCGCUCCCGUCCCGUACGUCAGGCCCCGCCUCCUGGGCCAAGAUGGCGUCCGGAGGUUGGAGCUGGUCCAGGCCCGUCACCCGUGCAUGGAGACGGACGCGGACACGGCCUUCAUCCCCAACGACGUCAGCUUCACCGAGGGAGAAAGGAGCUUCUACAUUAUCACAGGUCCAAAUAUGGGCGGUAAGUCCACGUUCAUCCGUCAGGUGGGCGUGAUCGCGCUCAUGGCUCAGAUCGGCUGCUUCGUCCCGUGCGAGAGGGCGGAGCUUAGUGUGAUUGACAGCGUCCUGGCUCGAGUGGGGGCCGGGGACAGUCAGGUCAAAGGCGUCUCCACCUUCAUGUCCGAGAUGCUGGAGACGGCGGCCAUUUUACGUUCAGCGACAAAGAACUCCCUGAUCAUUAUAGACGAGCUGGGCAGAGGCACCUCCACCUACGACGGCUUUGGUCUGGCCUGGGCGAUCUCCGAGCACAUCUCCUCAAAGAUCGACUGCUUCUGUCUGUUCGCCACACACUUCCACGAACUCACGGCGCUCGCCAACCAGCAGACGACCGUACACAACCUGCACGUGACCGCCCUCACCACCCAGGACACUCUCACCAUGCUCUACAAGGUCAAACCAGGCGUGUGCGAUCAGAGCUUCGGGAUCCACGUGGCCGAGCUCGCCUGUUUCCCGGCGGCGGUGGUGGCGGCGGCGAAGGAGAAGGCGUCCGACCUGGAGGAGUUUCAGGAGCUCGCGGCAGAAGAAGAAAAAGAGGAGGGGCCAGAGAGCAAGAGGAGACGCACCGACAAACAGGCCGGUGAAGGUCUGAUCAUGGACUUCCUGGAGAAGGUGAGGUCACUUCCUGUCUCCAGCAUGGACGACGCCGAGGUGAAGUCGGAGCUGCAGAGGAUGAAGGACGAACUGGCAUCUAAAAACAACAGCUACAUCUCAGAGAUCCUCAAAAGAUGUGUUUCUGUUAAAUAAGCUUUUCCCCACUGAUGCAUUACUGUAACAAUGUAUAGAAAAAAGUUUUGUAUGUUUUUCAAUAAAGAAAAUAAGUGAUAGUG